ACCUCCAUUCAUAUUCUGCAAUAUAUUCCUCAGUCCUCUGGAUAUCCACCGUUCAACCAUAUCGAAAUUUUGGUCUUACAAAUCCCACCUUGACAUUAUCAUCAUAAUGUGAUUACAUUCUCAUAAUAAAAUUAAGAACAAAUAUAUAAAGAUGGAGUUUACGGCUGCGACAUUAGGCAUCAUGUGGUUAUUAUUUUUCCCAAUCUUGGGGUGUAAAGCUCAUGAAGGUGCUGGCGGUGGCGGUCUGUCUAAUUUUGCGCCAAGUUGGAUGACUGGUUUUCAAAGAGGACCGGAAACUGCUGGCACGUUAUAUGGUCUUCCAAGUCCCUCGCCGCCUACCCCUACAGGUCCUCCAGCUACCCCUUCAGGUCCUCCAGUUCAGCCUUCAGAUCCACAGCCUUCGACGACGCCUCAGCCUUCAGAUCCAACGGGGCCUCCUCCUUCAGGUCUAGAUGCAUCACAGCCUCCAGCUACUCCAGCAGCAUCACAGCCUCCAGCUACUCCAGCAGCAUCACAGCCUCCGGCUACUCCAGCAGCAUCACUGCCCCUAUCGUUGCCUCGUUCUUUAGGUCCCCCGGAACGUUCAACGUCUCCCGAUAUUACGGCUCCUCAGGAUUGUGAGAGGGCUUAUUGUCAUCAUCACAAGUCUGAACACAUCCAUGAACCUAUUCAUGGACCUCUUACCCAGCCAAUGUUUAAUAUGCCGUAAGAAGCAGCAGCAAGAUUUAAGACGACAGAGACAGCAAAAUCACAGGCUAAAGUUGUUGCAGAAAAUGGCAACGCAACAUGUUUCGCAUACAAGUGGAAUAAAUUUAGUCUAUGAAAUAAUUAGUUUUAGAGACCUGUUUCAGGAAUUGCCUGAUAUUUAUCAAACAUAUAAACUCAUCAACUAACAACAUUCUAUUUUCUUCCUUUAUCAUUUGUUUUGCUUCUUUCUUCUUUUUUUUGAGUUUUUUCUCAUUUACAUGGCAUGAUAAUGUAAAGUGUUUAAGCUAACAAUUUUCUUUCGUUAUCGUACUAAAUACAUUUUCUUCUUCCUUU
Messenger RNA from Daucus carota subsp. sativus, 1041 nucleotides. Its product is annotated as vegetative cell wall protein gp1. NCBI's taxonomy places the organism in Eukaryota, Viridiplantae, Streptophyta, Magnoliopsida, Apiales, Apiaceae. The transcript has 3 exons. The record is from RefSeq and is a predicted model, not a curated record. Bases 152 to 709 code for a protein of 185 amino acids.